GCCUUGUUGUAUUUAAACUCCUCUCUCUAGAGUCUUCGUCUCCGACGACCCUUACCAAAAACCCUAACAAUGGCCGACGCCCAGGCCAUGCCUGAUUCUCUCCCAAUUCCACCUAUAUUCUCCGACGAUCUCACAUUACCUGAUGAUUUCCUCUCCUUUGACGACGAAGACUUCGACAUCACAUUUGAUGAUAUCCAUCUCCCCUCUGAUACCGAAGACUUUUUCAACUCCGCCUUCAAGUCUUCCAAUCCGAUUGAUCUCUCAUCCUCUGAUCCCGAAUUCAAUGACUUUGUGUCUGAUCCCGAAACCAUUGUUGCGGACUCGGGGCAUCAUGGAUCGGACGUUUCUGGCUUUCUUAACAUUCUGUCUCCGGAUGAUUCCGGUAAGGGGUUUGUUCACGAAUCUGUCAGGGUUUUGGAUGAUUCGUCACCGGAGUCGAGACACGAGAAUCCUGUUUCGUCUCAGGGUUCCGGGAAUUGCGGCUCUGCUGGAUCGGAUGCUGCUAUGAAUUGUCCUUCGCCUGAUUCUGGAAAUUCCGUUGUUGAUCAGAAGGUGAAGCGGGAAUCCGGGAGUAAUUUUGUGUUGAAGAGGAAGAAAGAGAGUUCUGAUGGCAGUCCUGAAUCAAGGACAAUGAAGUUUAGAAGGUCCAAUGAAACUUCAACAACCACUGAGAAUUCAGAUCAAGUUAACGAAAAAGAUGAGAAGAAGAAGGCGAGGCUGAUAAGGAACCGGGAGAGCGCGCAGCUUUCGAGACAGAGAAAAAAGCAUUAUGUGGAGGAGUUAGAGGAUAAGGUCAGAGCAAUGCAUUCAACUAUUCAGGAUUUGAAUGCUAGAAUAACUUACUUCGCAGCAGAAAAUGCAACCUUGAAGCAGCAAAUGGUUGCUGGUGGUGGACCUGUGUGCUCGCCUCCUGUAAUGUACCCACCACACCCUGCAAUGGCGCCCAUGGGAUAUCCAUGGAUGCCAUGUCCACCAUAUGUUGUCAAAUCACAGGGCUCUCAGGUGCCAUUGGUUCCUAUUCCCAGAUUGAAACCUCAACAACCUCCAUCCUCACAAAAGGUGAAGAAGGUUGAGGUUAAGAAAACUGAGGGUACAACUAAAACCAAAUCCAAAACCAAAACCAAAACCAAGAAGGUUGCUAGUAUUAGUUUUCUUGGGUUCUUGCUAUUUAUCGUGCUUUUUGGUGGGUUAGUUCCAACUAUGAAUGUCAAAUUUGGUGGAGCAACAAAUGGUGGGUAUUCCGGUGGAUCUAAUGAUUAUAGGUUUUACGAACAGCAGCACCCUGGGAGGGUGUUGAUGGGUGGUGAUCAUGUCAAUGGGACUAACCAUAGAACAGGUGUAGGUAGUGGAAGAGCUAAUGAGCAUAACGCUAGUGAGCCUCUGGUAGCGUCUCUAUAUGUUCCAAGGAAUGAUAAGCUUGUGAAAAUUGAUGGUAAUCUGAUAAUCCAUUCUGUUCUUGCAAGUGAGAAAGCCAUGGCUUCUCAGGAAGAACAAGGAAUGACCAAAAAGGAGGAUACCGGUUUGGCAGUUGCUCUAGAUUUGGUCCCUGCUAUCUCCAUUCCAGCAGUGGGAAGGAAUGGUGGAAGACAGCCACAUAUGUAUAGGACUUCAAGUGAUCGUCAAAGGGCUCUUUCAUCAGACAAUGAGAACUUGAAGUCCAAGCCUGCUGACGGUAAACUGCAACAAUGGUUCCGCGAAGGUCUUGCUGGACCCAUGUUGAGUUCAGGUAUGUGCACCGAAGUAUUUCAGUUUGAUGUAUCAGUUGCUUCGGCUUCAGGAGCCAUAGUUCCUGCCACAUCAGUCGGCAACAUCACUGCCGAAGACCACCGCGAGAAUUCUACAUACAUCACUACGACAACCGUGAAGAACAGAAGGAUCCUCCACGGUCUUCCAAUACCCAUUUCUAACAUUACAAAAGAACACGUGGCUGGUCAUGAGUCAAAGCACGAGGAGCAUCACAAAAACAAUUCGGUUUCAUCAAUGGUGGUUUCGGUGCUUGUUGAUCCUAGGGAGGCGGGGGACGGUGGUGGCGAUGUGGAAGGAAUGAUGGGGGGUAAGUCAUUCUCUAGGAUAUUUGUGGUGGUUCUUUUAGAUAGUGUUAAGUAUGUUACCUAUUCUUGCAUGCUUCCAUUGAAGGGAGCUGGUCAUCUGGUAACAGCAUGAAGGGGUUCUAUAGAAGUUUUGUAGAUAGAGUAAGAUUAGUAGUGUUAUAUGUAUUGUAAUCCUUUAUCUGAUGGUGUCCUUUGUGGUCUACUCUAAGAUACAUACGGUUAUGACUUAUAAUAUGCCCAAGGCAUCUAAUUAACAACAUAAAUCAAAUGCUCCUCUUUCAACCUCU
Molecule: messenger RNA, 2338 nt
Organism: Cynara cardunculus var. scolymus (artichoke)
Lineage: Eukaryota; Viridiplantae; Streptophyta; Magnoliopsida; Asterales; Asteraceae
Product: bZIP transcription factor 17
Exons: 2
Coding region: 70-2163 (697 amino acids)
Cellular component (GO): endoplasmic reticulum membrane; nucleus
Molecular function (GO): DNA-binding transcription factor activity
Source: RefSeq, a predicted model, not a curated record